AUGGAAGGCGAAGCAGGUGCAGAGUCGCUGCUGUCUGGGCUGCGGGGGAGUCCCGUCGAAUUCGCGUCUCCUGAGGAAGGACCAGAGAGUUCCAUGGAUUCGGACAUGGCUGCUUCGCAGCCCUCGGCGCCAGUUCCUGGUCUCGAAGCGCCUUUCCUGGAUGCAAGCACGGCAGGCCUGCAGGUCGAGGCGCAGUCGCCGGUGCGCGCUGCGUCGCUCCAGAGUAACGUCGCGACUCCGGAAGCGUACUGCGAAGACAGCGCGAUGGAUGAAGCGGAGUCGGAGACGCGCGGGUCCGGCUUUUCGAACGUGGAGGAUCAGGAGGGAGCGAUGCGAGAAGUCGAGCAAGUCGCGAGUGAACCGGAGAUCGCAGCUGCAAUCUUGGCCGACUCUGCGCGCUCUCCCCUCUUCCUCGCCACUCAGCGACCGGACGCGGAGACUCUGGGGGCGCCGACCGAGCAGGGUGCCGCGUGCGCCUUCAUUCCAGGCCUGCAGGAAGUCUUUCCGCGUGCGGAGCGAUCUGUGGAAGAACGUGCGGUGACUCCCCAGGGCGAGCUCCCCGCCGCCACAGGCUCCGUGACUCCAAGCGCGUGCGGGCCUGGAGACGCGAAGGCUUCUCAGGCGACUCCGCAGCCAGAGCCGCGCGUGUCGGUUGGGUGUAUCGACACGCCGAGCGGCGGCACGGUGCAGGGGGUGGACGCGGGCGCAGAGGAAAGGCAGGAGCGAGGCGAGGAGCGGAUAGCCUCGUCUUCCGAGGCGGAGGGCGUCGCGCGGGAAGGCGUUGCAGAAGGCGAGAAGAAGUGGGAAGAACCUCCGACGCAGGAACCCAAGGCCUGUGGGAAGGAUCCGAGUGCGCUCGACGCAGAGGCCGUGGAUGCGGAAGUUGCAGCGCGCGCGGCAGAAGCCGUGGACAUCGCCGUGGCGGCAGGAGCAGUCGAUUUGUGCGGCGGUCGGUCCGCCUCGAUGACUGCGGCGGUGGGCUUUUUGGGAAAUUCGGCGCAGCUCGGCCUGAAGGGUGCUCCGACGGUGUCUCCGGGCGGGACCUCGGUGGGGGCAGGCCCGAAGGAGAAGAGUGCGGCCGGUGCGGGCCGGAAGAAGGCGAGUGUCCCGACGCCGAAUGACGUGUGGAAGGAUCGACUGAAGCUGUUGGAGGGGUUCUUGGACGUGGAGAGCAUUCUGUUGUUGAAGCAGUGCGCGCGGGUGUUCUACCGGCACAAGUACAGGCCGCACGACGGCGUGCUGUGUUUUCACAACUUCCGGGGAUACGACCCUAAAGUUGUGAUGGAGACGGUGUUGCCGCUCGCGUCGCGCUCGAUUCACCCGGCGAUUCGGGAGCGCGGCCUCACGCUCGACUUUAGUCACUGCACGCUAAUGAAGGAUGCGAGUGUGGCCCGACUGAUGGACGCAGUUCACGGCGAGAAGGAGGAGAACCAGAUUCUGGGCAACCUCAAGGCGCUCUGUUUGGAUUUCUGCUCGGAAAUUACUGACAAGGGUCUCUCCGCGAUGCUGACGACCUAUCUGCCGCACCUCGAGCGCGUCUCUGUCCGCUGUGCGCGGAGCACAGAGCUUACCUUUGUGAGUGUCAUGAAGCACCUGAGUGCCGAGCGCUGGCCCAAACUGAUCUACUUCGACGCAAGCUUCACAAACAUCUGGUUAGAAGCUGCGACGGCGAUCGCGGACCAACUCUUCAUGAACGCCGCGCGCUUGACCGCGCUGCACCGCGACGAGGAGGAACGCAAGCGCCGCGAGGCCGAGCGACGCGCGGCCCCCAGACAGGGUGUACGUACACCCGAGGAGACACGCGAGCAGCCGGCCGGGAUGGGCCACGCAGGCGGCGCGCUGCGACUCGCGGAGCACGCCGUCGCUGAGGAGACGUGCGCUCCUGACGCAAACGCAGAGAUGGUCGUGGAGGGAACGGAGUGCGAAGCUUCGAUGCCCGUCGACAACGACGCCAGCACUGUGUCGCGGCUGUCCUCGCUGCAAGGCCCGGAAAUCACCACCUCGCCGCUGUCGCCUCUCGCGGAUAUGCACGGCACAUCUGAGCCAGCAGACGCGUGGUUCCCCGAAGACGCAGAUGCACGUGCCAGAGACGGAAAGGCGAGAGGAUCUGGAUUCUUCGUGACGCCUUCACUGGAAAUCAUCGGCUCGGUUGCCUCGAAGUCUCUCCUGCUCAAAGUCGGAAUGGAGGCGCACUACUGCACCUUCUGCCAGGCAGUGAAGACGGGAGACUGGGAAACCGUCUCUCUCGUCACCAAACGCCUGCAGAAAGAGCUGAGCGAACUGGCGGCAUCGGCGCCGUUCAAAAGCAGUCGCCUCAUUCUUCUGCAGCAGUUCCGCGGAAGCGAACUUCUAGUCAAUGCGCCCUUCACGGUGGAGACGAGCGAAGAGGGAGGCGUGAACGUCUUGACUCUCCCCAUCUCGAUUGCCAUCCAGCGGAUGGACACAGAGACACUCGGCGUGCUGCUGAAGCGAGGCGCGAAGAUCGAGGUGUGCGACUACUUGGGGAAGUCUCCGUUGUAUCGGGCGUGUGAAGUGGGUCGCCGCGACAUGGUUGAGACGUUGUUGGUGGACUACGGAGCCUCUCCAGAGGCGCCUGAUGUGCGGAGCGAGUUGUUCCCGCUGCACACGGCGGUGAAGAAGAAGGACGUGGAAAUAGUCCAGCUGCUGCUCAGGCGCGGCGCGUCUCUCGACCUGAAGUGUCCGGCAGUGAAGUCGUACAAGAGUGCGCUCUUCGUUGCGUGCGAAGUGAAUGCCCCAGAAAUUAUCCAACUCUGUCUCGAGGCAGGCGCCGACCCGAACUGGAAGGGACACAACUCCUACACGCCGACUCUCCUGGCGUAUCAGCUGAACAGCGCGUGGCUACCACACUUCCUGGACGCAGGGGCGGGGAUCCCAAAGAGUCGGCGGUGGGUGUUGACUGAAGUGCUGUCCUGCGCCAUCGCGAAGAAUGACCUCGUCUCCGUGGAGUUGCUUGUUCGCAAAUUCCCCGACUUGCUGUCUCGGAAUCACCAGCUGUGGAGCAGACCGCUCAUUCAGGCAGCAAAGCAAGGAAAAGCCGACAUCAUUUCUGCGCUCUUGGCAGCGGGUAGCGCAGUCGACGCGAAGAAGGAAGACGGGCAAACGGCGCUGCUGGCUGCAGCUGAAGAGGACUUCGUCGUCUGUGUGCACCUUUUGCUCGACGCCGGAGCAGAUAUCAACGGAACGAAUAACGCAGAAGUGGUGAAGCUGCUGCUGAACCGCGGCUGCGACGUGAAUAUUGGAGACAAGGCGAACGGCGAAGUGCCUCUGAUGAUGUGCAUUCGCAUGCGCAACGAGAAGAUGGCGUUGCAGAUCCUCGAGCUGGGCAAAAACUUGGAUCUCGAAAAGAGGGAUCACCAAGGGAGCACGGCGCUGUUGUAUGCAAUGUUCUUCGGGCAGUAUGUAGUUGCUGGCAUCCUGAUGGAUCGAGGUGCCGACGUGACCGUCAGCGACAGGGCUGGAAACAGCGCCUAUGCAAUCGUCAACGAACGUUUGAUGACGCAGGGCGCAGACAAGCGCGUCUUGCGCAAGUUUUUGCGUCUGUACAAGAACGCGCGCGAGGGGAAGCGGCCGCGGGUAGUGGCGGGUCUGGCGAACGACGUGCACCCGGCAGAGGAUUCUUCAGCGAGCGGAGGAGACAGCGGCCCAGACGCAGGUCAGGCGAUUCGCUCGUCGCGUCGGGAAACGUCUUCUUCGCGGAGCAGUCGCAGAACGCUGUCGAUCAUGGGGUCGAGCGUGAGCACGAUGGGCUCGACUGUCUCGGCGAUAGCGGCAGGUGGCUCGGCGACGCGCGCAGUUAUCCUCAGCUCAGGUGUACGUACACCGCCGCGCGAGGAUGACGGGCCGCAUAUGCAGCGGAGCGGUUCGAGUCCUGGAGCCCAAGAGACCUCGGGCAAGAGGCGAGGCGGUGGCCGCCACCGGAAGGACGGGCACGACAUGGACGUGGACGAAGAAGGUCGGCCAGGCGCAGGAGCGAGAUCCAAGAGCAGUGGCGCGGGUGGGAAGAAACUCAAACUGGAGCCGAAGAGCGUCUUGAACGUUGCCAGGCUUCCCAUCGCUCUCUUCCGGGCAGCGAAAGCCAAGUAG
Messenger RNA from Neospora caninum, 4104 nucleotides. RefSeq names its product putative ankyrin repeat-containing protein. Gene Ontology annotation, molecular function: protein binding. The transcript has 8 exons. Lineage: Eukaryota; Apicomplexa; Conoidasida; Eucoccidiorida; Sarcocystidae. The coding region runs from base 1 to 4104 and encodes 1367 amino acids. The record is from RefSeq and is a predicted model, not a curated record.